GACCCCGACAGUGAGUGGGGCACUGUGGUUGGUUGCAGACUGUUCCAGCUGAAGGAGCGCGGCGCGGCCAUCCCGCUGUACAGCGUGCACGGGCACCCGCUGGACCUGCGCCAGCUGGUGGGCGGGCGCGACAAGUUCGUGCGCGUGUACGACCGGCGCAAGGCCAGCAAGCCGCUCGCCCUCUACUGCCCCUCCGGCUUCACCGAGGACAAUACCAACACAAAGAAGAAGAUGCGUCUGUCCAUGAUGCACCUCACGUGCGCCAUCUACAAUCACGACGGCACCGAAAUCCUCGGCUCUUACAACGAUGAAGACAUCUACCUGUUCAAUACCAAAAAUGAUGUUCACGUCAAAGGCGACACCAACCAGGAGAAGGAUGGCUACACGCACCGCUACACCGGACACCGGAACAGCGCCACGUUCAAGGGCGUGGCGUUCUUCGGCCCCAGGAGCGAGUACGUCGUCUCCGGCUCCGACUGCAGCCACAUCUACAUCUGGGAGAAGAAUUCGGAGGCCAUCGUGCAGUGGCCAGGAGAUGUUAACGGAGUGGUGAACUGCAUCGAACCGCACCCGCGGUUCCCGAUCCUGGCCACGAGCGGCCUCGACAAGGACGUGAAGAUCUGGGCGCCGUACAACCACAAGGACCCCACCUACAACAAGCUGAGUAAGGUGAUCCGCGAGAACAGCGCGUCGCAGCUCCACAGCCCGUUGUUCAACGACUUCCUGCCGACGCUGUACUCGGCGUGGCGCGGCGAGAACCGCCUCUACGACGACGAAGAUCUGCCACACACCGGCAAUAUCGAAUUUGACGGCAACAUUUGCACCACUUUCUAAAUUAUAUCGGACUUCUAGAAAUAAUGCCAGUAGUUAGUACAGAAUUCGACGGAAUUUACACCUUUCAAACACGCCGGAAAAUGUACAAAACACACAGCGCAUAAGUCGAGUAGGGUUUUCAUGAUUCUAAAUCCAGAUGUAAUAUGAAAAUCAGGUAUACUAGCAUCUAACUAGUAUUACAGGGUAUUGAUUUCGACGGAAACAUUAGUGCCACAUAUGACAUUACACACAUAUACGUAUAACAUCUAACAGUAUGUAUAACUGCAUGGUCAAUGUUAUCCAAUGUCUAAGAUACUGACUGUUGGCUAGUGUCAAAGUUCUUGAGCCUAAUUCUAUGGAGUAUGGAAAAUGUUGGCAUGUCUAGUUAGAAUCGCGUAUAAAACUGCAGUAUGUAUGGUGUAGUGUUCUCGUGGUGUGAGGAUUUCAGCUUGUCAAUUCAUCAAAUUAAAUGAUAAUUGAGCUCAUAGGGUACAAAUUAAAUUGACCUAUUUUACCCAACUGUAAGUAUAAUGAUAGGUUUGGCAACAAUAUCAAAAACUAAGCCCAGAUCUAUUCUCUUCAGGCUGAUUUAGUAUUCAUUACGUUUUGGGAAUUCAUUCAACUUGGACGCUAGAUGAAAUGUACCGACUAGCUGAUUAGAUGUAAAUGGAAACCCAGGUUAAAUACACAACUGGUACAUACACAGACGCCUUUCUAACGUUCGUAUAUACGUGUAACGGCUUUGUCUUGCUUCUUGAGUGAGACUUGAGAAGUAAAAUGAAACAUUGUAUUUAUAGACAUGAUCAUUAGUAAGGCCUUCGGUGAAAUAAAAGCGUGCCUACACUUGGAAGAAGUAGUGGUCAUCAUGCCAUGAGGAUUGAUUAUGAUUAUAUAUAUUUAUGGUGGCAAAAAGCAAGUUUACCAUCUUAGGCCAUUUUUGAAAUAUUAAAAUACUCUAUGAUUUUAAGUUUUUAUAUCAUACAAUGAUACAGUUAUUAAUAUACAUUUCUAGAUGUUUUUAUCUCUCUCAAGUGUACUAUUAGCUGGAAUACAUAUCCUAAAACACGAUAGUUUACUUUCUUUGUUUUAACCAAAUACUGUCUUUGUCAAUUGCUUCUUGAUCAGCUAUACUCAACCAGUGGCCUGCUGAAUUUACAAGUGGCUAACCUGGAUUCAAUGAAUUCAUAUUUUUUUCCUAAGAUCCCUUGAAGUUAUUAAAUAAUAAAAUCAUUCAUUUAAUCAUGAAUACUUUUAUGAAAAUAAAUAAUUAAUUAAUUAAUUGAUUACAUAUUUAACAUAGUAGAUCAUUGAAUUCAUGUUGCCUAUGGCACCAUGAAUAAGAUGUCUUUGUGCUCCAUAGAAAAAGAUUGAGUAUGGCUGUUGGGCAAUUUUAUCCACAUAAUAAAGUAAUAUUCAAAUAGUAUGUGUAUUCUAGGUAUAAAUAAUAGCUUGUAUAAGCAAAAAAACUUGUCGUAUUUUUGGACCACUGGUUCCCAUAGGGCGGGGAGUAUCGAGGAUGAUCAAAGAGGUAAUAACGAUGUCUUUAUCCCAAACAUAUUGGAAGUAGUAUCUCUAUUAUAAAUCGGUGUAUUGUACAUGUUUGUAGUUAAAAUAGGCUUAUACAGGAUGGUUUGAUAGGAGGUAUGAUCUAUAAGAUAAAAGGCGUUUAUGAUUUAACACCUAUUACACUCGUAAUAGGUGGUAUACUCUUGUAUAAGCUUUAGACUUGAAGGUCAGUUCGUUUUUUACCCAACGCGCAUUCUAGGAACACAACUGGAGUGUUUUUGAAAAUUGUCUCACUGACUCGCGUCGCGGUGCCAAACGCCAGAGCAGGACAACACCGGCAUAGUGGCCGCAUUGGUAGAUAGUUCAAUGUCUUGACGCGGCCGUCAAUGUAUAAAAAGCCAAUAUGUCAUAGAAAUUUUGAGGGAUAUAUAGCAAAUUGUACUUUCAAAACAUCCUGUAUAAUUCAGUUUUGUAGGUAAAUGUUUAUCAGUCACAAUAUGUUAACAGUUUUCUUUGCACUCAAUGAUGUAGUUUAGUGAAAUAAGAAUACGUAUUCUGAA
Molecule: messenger RNA, 2879 nt
Organism: Manduca sexta (tobacco hornworm)
Lineage: Eukaryota; Metazoa; Arthropoda; Insecta; Lepidoptera; Sphingidae
Product: DDB1- and CUL4-associated factor 8-like
Cellular component (GO): Cul4-RING E3 ubiquitin ligase complex; cytoplasm
Molecular function (GO): protein binding
Source: RefSeq, a predicted model, not a curated record